This is a messenger RNA of Tilletiaria anomala UBC 951, 905 nucleotides long. RefSeq lists its product as uncharacterized. Bases 96 to 653 code for a protein of 185 amino acids. Lineage: Eukaryota; Fungi; Basidiomycota; Exobasidiomycetes; Georgefischeriales; Tilletiariaceae. The transcript has a single exon. The record is from RefSeq and is a predicted model, not a curated record.
CAUUGGACGUGACAGGCCUUCUUCACGGCUUUACCAUCAUCGGGGUUUUCUUCGCGGCACGAACAGGUGGAAGCGCAGCUCAUGAUCUGCGAGGCAUGCAAGAAGCUGUGAGCGUUUGCUGGCAUCCGCACAAUAGUUUCCAUUUGUUGGGAGCGGAAGUAGUCUGGCAAGGUGAGAUUGUGAGCACCUUCGCGAUACAAUUCGAGGCCAUCCGCACGAGCGCUCGAGCCUGCUACAUCUUCUGCCGAGCCUUGCUCUUCUCCAGUGCCGUGCUCUUCUCCUCCAGUGCGCUUUUUGUCGGAUGUCGCCAGCGAUUGCACGCUCGCGGAGGAAACAGCGGGGCCAAUGAAGGGAGUGUUGCAAGCGAGGGCGAGCGUCGCAAGCCCUUCAACGAGUCCUCACACUCGCAGCCCCGGGUCACAAGCGGCACCAGGCUUUCCUGGAAGUGGAGCUCGCAACUGGCUUCACACCCGGGAGCACAAGAGAUUCAGGCCAUGUCUCCACCCUUGCAUGAAGGGUGCACGCUUUUCUAUGCUGAUCCGUGGCGGGCUGCACCAGUCGUCAUUUCCGGGCCCUGUCGAAUCGUGAAUUCCUUAAGGGGCUACCAUCGAGGCUGGUGCAACACUUCCUUUGGUUCUUGGUUCGGUGGCUAAACGUUGGAACCAUCUAUCCAUGCCUCUGCUGCACCUUAAGCUCGCGGCGUUUGUGCCUCCUGCGAUUCCAAAUGUGAAGCUCGUGAUUUGUGCCUGUGUCCCGCAGUCGAUCACUUCGUUUCCUUACCAAACGGCAAGAGGGCUUCGCUUAUCACUGCACACGAUAAAACUCCAGCAGUACUAGCAAGCUGAGACCCUUGAAUGCUCGUACCCUUCACGUGGUGUCGCUGAAUGCACCUUAGCGAUGGUUGU